Molecule: messenger RNA, 642 nt
Organism: Vigna radiata var. radiata (mung bean)
Lineage: Eukaryota; Viridiplantae; Streptophyta; Magnoliopsida; Fabales; Fabaceae
Product: receptor-like protein 12
Exons: 1
Coding region: 1-642 (213 amino acids)
Molecular function (GO): protein binding
Source: RefSeq, a predicted model, not a curated record
AUGAGUGCUUCUUUUCUCAAAACAUUUUAUAUCUUUCUCUUGCUUUCAUUGCUUACCCCAGGAAUUAAUUUCACAUUCAACAACUCAAGUGAAAUUGGUGAACCGAAGUGCACAGAGACAGAGAGGAAAGCACUUCUCACUUUUAAACAAAGCCUCGUAUAUGAUUUUGUCAUGCUCUCCACUUGGACCAACCAUCUCAAUAAUACAGAUUGCUGCAAAUGGAAACGAAUUCAAUGCAACCACCAAACUGGUCAUGUACAUCUGCUUGAUCUUCAUGGAAACUACCCAUAUACACCAUAUUUAAGAGGAGCAAUCAAUGUUACUUCAUUGAUUAACUUGCCAUAUAUUCAACAUCUGAAUCUCAGCCGUAAUUAUUUUGCAAUGAGUUACAUCCCAGAGUUUCUGAGCUCCAUCACCAACUUAAGAUAUCUCGAUCUCUCCCAUUCUUAUUUUGCGGGGUGGAUUCCUUCUACACUUGGAAAUCUCUUACAACUACACUAUCUAGAUCUUGGGCAGAAAAAAGAGCUGGAAAAUGCAUCAAUAGAGUUGUCUCUCAUAUAUUCAAAGGUCUCUUACAAAGCGAUGAAGCAUGGAAUUUAUAGUAAAUCCAAGCUUUCCUAUGGCAUGUACAAGCAAGGCUGA